This is a messenger RNA of Danio rerio (zebrafish), 2815 nucleotides long. The record is from RefSeq and is a predicted model, not a curated record. Lineage: Eukaryota; Metazoa; Chordata; Actinopteri; Cypriniformes; Danionidae.
AUUUACCGUAAUCACAUGAUAUCAUUUCAUAAGUACAGGCUGGAGAAAGAAUGUUGUUUCAUUAUUGUAGAUGUAACAUUAUUUCACUCGCAUUUUGUUUUCACAACAGUUAUUCAAACUUUAAAAAAUGUUAUUACAAAACACGUUACAGUGUUAUUAUGGGUGUAUUACAGUGGAACUGUUUUAGCACACGUGGUAGUUGUCCGGACAGUUGUUUGUGUGGCUCCGUUGGUCCCAUCUUGGCUACAUUGUAAUCAGAGCGCAGAGGAAAGAGAACUCGUCCAUAUUACAGCUGCUGUUUCAGCGGUUUCUGUGGUGAUGGACCCUCCCGGCGGCCGAGACGAGCGUCAUCGUCAAGCAGAGCGGCUUCGGCGGGAGGAGGCAUACUAUCACUUCAUUAAUGAACUGAGUGAGGAGGAGUACAGACUAAUGAGAGACAGCAAUUUACUGGGAACGCCUGGUGAAGUCACAGCAGAAGAGCUGAGGCAACGUCUGGAUGGUGCAAAGGAGAGAGUGUCAUCUCAGCCACGCCCUGAACCACGCCCACAGAGCAGUGAGGCAGAGGGCAGUAGUGGUGUGGUCGAGCCAGGUUCCGAGACAUCUAAUGGAGACUCCCUGCUGGAGUGGUUGAACACAUUCCGGCGCACAGGAAAUGCCACACGUAGCGGGCAGAGCGGAAACCAAACUUGGCGUGCCGUCAGCCGCACCAACCCCAACAGUGGCGAGUUCCGCUUUAGUCUGGAGAUUAACAUCAACCACGAGCAGCCCGAGCCUGGUGAACACAGCGACACCCCUGACCCAACUGAUCUUCCAAUGCCUCCCCCUCCUCCUCCUCCCCCUCCCCCUCCUCCUCCUCCUCCAGUGCAAUCUGCCUCUCCACCCACAACCCCUUACAACCCUUCAAGGGCUGCACCCUACUCACUUCAACACCCCACGCCGUACUCCACGAGCAGACCCACCCUGGGAAGAAGAGGCGCAGUGCGCCGCACUCGCAGUAGCACCACUCCGCCUGUAAUGCCCCCUAUGACCUCACAGGCUCCUCCCAUGCCUCUGAGAAGGAACUUGCCUACUUUGCCAAGCUCUCCACCUCCACAGGCUCCACUUGCUUUUCAGUCACAGGAGACGGAUGGUGGUGCUGUUCGGAGUCAAAUACAGGUCACGACCUCCUCAGUCAAUACAGGAGUGGAGCAGAAUGGAAGUGAAGGCCCAGACUGCCCUAAUGUUCAGCCUCAGUCUGACCCCCAGGUGGCGCCAGCUGCCCGUGAGCCACGAAACAGUAGGACUCGUUCACGUGGUCGUGUGCGCCGGGCAGCAGGUGCCGGAGGGGCUUUAUCUCGUUCUUCGAGAAGAAGCCGCUCGCCUCUGGACAGAAACACCGCCUCCAGUGUUAGUCCCACCCACAGCAGCAGCAGCAGCACCCCCCCAGUGGAGUCUGCUGGGAGUACAGCUGUUAGUAUGGAGAUGGGCCAACCCACCGCAGAGCCAACUGCUCCUACAGAUCCUCCAGAGGCAGGUGAGGAAGAGGGAGAGACGCCUGUAUCAGGUGCUGGAGGUGUUCGUCGUCACCCCACAAUCAUGCUGGACCUGCAAGUGCGGCGCAUCAGGCCAGGAGAGAACCGGGACAGAGACAGCAUCGCCAGCCGCACGCGCUCUCGUGCUCGGGCUGCUGAAAACACAGUCACCUUCGAAAGCGACAGCGGUGGCUUCCGGAGAACAAUCUCACGCUCAGAGCGUGCGGGUAUUCGCACUUACGUCAGCACUAUACGCAUCCCAUUGCGGCGCAUUUCUGAGACAGGCCUCGGCGAGCCCAGCUCCAUGGCAUUGCGAUCUAUUCUUCGCCAGAUUAUGACCGGCUUUGGUGAGCUCAGCUCCCUCAUGGAGACGGAAGCAGAUUCAGAGACUGCGACGCCCAGCCAGGACUCUGCUCCCGCUGCUGGAGCCCAGACAUAUCGCGCUGCUGGUGCAGAGGGUGGAGCCACCCAUGGCGGAGUUGAAUCAGCACGGGAAACUUUAGGGGAGGGUGAGGAGGAAGGACAAGUGCGGGUGAGCAGGACUGGGCCGGAGGGACGACCUAGCAGCAGAGACACUAACAACCUAGUGGAAAAUGGCACAUUGCCCAUCCUAAGGCUUGCACACUUUUUUCUUCUCAAUGAAGAUGAAGAUGAGGAGCACCCACGGGGCCUCACCAAAGAACAGAUCGACAAUCUGGUCACACGCACUUACGGUCAGGUCAACCUGGAGGGUGAGCAGGGCCGCGCUUGCAGCGUUUGCAUCAAUGAGUACGCGCAGGGCAACAAGCUGCGCCGCUUACCAUGCGCCCACGAGUUCCACAUCCACUGCAUCGACCGCUGGCUCUCUGAAAACAACACCUGCCCCAUCUGCAGGCAGCCCAUCCUGUCCAGCCAUCAGGAAUGAUGUCAGGCUGUAGCUAUCAAUCAACAGACUGAACCAGUGACUUUUAUUCUGCCGUCGGUGGCAGCUGUACAUAGUGCUUCAAUGUUUUCAUUCUCUGAGAUCCAUUGUAUUCAAGCUAAAGGUAGAACCAAAAGCAGAAAAAGACUAUAAUGCAGAGAUUUAACAAAGCUUUAUUUUUUUAGACUCCUUUUGUUUUCCUCUUCUUCCAUUUUCCAUUAAGCUUUGCGGAAACAUUAACAGAUGGCAUGACUAACUUGGAUGGAGUUAGGAAUGUUAACUUCUGCUAAAGUUGCAGUCACAAUUAAAGGGAUAGUUCACCCAAAGUGUGAAAAUCAUUUCUUUUAUUUACUUGUUCCAAACCAGUUUGAGUUUUAAAGGUGUUUUAAAGGAUGUUGGAAAC